Manduca sexta (tobacco hornworm) is the source of this 1932-nucleotide messenger RNA. RefSeq names its product zinc finger protein 675. Gene Ontology annotation, molecular function: RNA polymerase II cis-regulatory region sequence-specific DNA binding; DNA-binding transcription factor activity, RNA polymerase II-specific. The transcript has 2 exons. The coding region runs from base 130 to 1140 and encodes 336 amino acids. NCBI's taxonomy places the organism in Eukaryota, Metazoa, Arthropoda, Insecta, Lepidoptera, Sphingidae. The record is from RefSeq and is a predicted model, not a curated record. Gene Ontology annotation, biological process: regulation of transcription by RNA polymerase II.
GCCGAUUGUCGACAGUCGAGAAGCGACAACAGUCAGCGAGCAGCGCUGCAGUACCAACGUACAGCGUGUGAUGAUCUCGUGGCGGCUGGUGGUGUAAGCGAGCGUGCAUGGAUCCCUCGAUAAUCGCCGAUGGUCGUUAUCGCGCGUCCGUCGCGGUGUCCGGCACAGCGGGCUGCGGCCGAUCACAUUCAUUUCUACCCCGGGACUCGCGCCAGUCGGCUGUCCACUGCUUAUCCCGAACUGAUAUCCACGCACUUGUAUUAUCGUCGAACGACGGAUAAACAAACUGGCGGCACUACCGCACGCGCGUCAUACACAUCAAAAAUGUUUUGCGACGGGAUUCCUAUACUCGAAGACGCUCUGCUGAACGAUCAACUUUUGUUUGAGUAUUCACCGGCGGAAAGUUUGAUAAACUUCGAGCUGCCGUCUUUGGAUUCCGACAGCAGCGAGUGGCAACUAAGUGAUUUGGACCUCAAUUGUGACAGUUUCGUAAUCGGUGCCAGUGAUACAAACAAGGAAGAGUGCAAUCUCGUCGAUGAUUUGCCCGUUUUUGAUUUUGAAGACUUAGAUAAAAGCAUAAUAGACGAAUGUCUAUUGGAAACUUUUAACUGUGAUAUUACCAAAGAUACACCAUUACCUGCCGCGGACGUUUCAUACAGCACUAAUUCCAUAUGUGCGCUAGAGACACAUGAUUACAUUUCAAUGAAGAACGAGUGGGAGAAGCCGGUGCAAACAACAAAUGCCCACGUUAAAGUUCGUUCUUGGGGUGAACCUAAGUUUUUUCCUGAGCUGGGAGCGUUUCGUUGUCCAGUAGAAGAUUGCGGUAAGUUAUACGCAAAAGCUUCACAUGUGCGAGCACAUUUGCGAAGACAUAGUGGUGAAAAACCGUACCGUUGUACGUGGACAGGCUGCUCGUGGCGGUUCGCGCGAUCCGACGAGCUAGCGCGCCAUCGACGCAGCCACUCCGGCGACAAACCCUACAGAUGCAAGGAAUGUGGCAAACGAUUUGCAAGGUCUGAUCAUCUUGCGAAACAUGGGCGCGUGCACGCGAGGCGCGCUGCCGCCGCCGCGGCUGCUGCCAGGCGAGCAUCAGCCAGCGUCACCCAUCGGAGGUCCACAAGGAGCUUGUUACUAAUGUGAAUGGAACUUGUAACGCAAAGACUCUAUAUUGCCAUUGACUCAUAAACGUGACUGAAAAUAGCCAUAUUGCCUAUUAUGUAAAUAUUUUAAUAAUGUAGAUAGGUAUGUUUAAGUUGUUGUGUUUUAAUUAAGUUUUUUUUAUUAUUAAUAUUUUUCGUUAUAAUAUGAGUGUACCUAUUUGUUAAAUAUAAUUUUUAUCUAGAUCUAUGAUUUACAAAAUAUGCGCAAAGAACAUACAAUAAAAAAUUCGUAAUAUUUAACUAUGUGCAUUUUAAAUUAAGUGAAUAUCAUAAUAUGGCUUGCACAUUUUGCAUAACCUUUAAAAUACCAGUAAACUUUCAAUUUAUUUCAGUAUUUCAGAAUUAGGUAAAAAUGUAUCUAGGUAAUCUUAGUAUAUUAAUUCUCUAAAACCAUACUAACUUUAACAUGUUCCAAAACUUUGUUCUUGAUAAAACUUCUUUUCUUCUAGAGAUAGGUAAUUGAUGUUCCUUGCACAUUAGUUGUAAAUUAUCUAAUUUUAUUUAUUUUCAAAUUAGAGAAUGUCGAAACUAGGAUGAUACUUUUGUUUAUUAUUUUAAGAGACGAUUAUCAAAAUAUAAAAAAAAAAAUUGGAACAAACUUUAAUUCUAAAUAUUUUUAAAUUGCUAGAAUAUUAUAUUGUUGGUAGGUAUAUAUUAAUAACUAUAGGUGUGUAGUGUAUAUCUACUGAUAGUUUUAUGCGAUACUUAGAUAUGUACUACAUUGUUUGAAAAUAAAAUAGCAGGAUGUAAGUUAUCUGCAACUGCGUUCAAA